UUUACUUCAUUCAUCAAACAUGGUAUGGUCAAGAACCCGGUUUUGGGAAACUUUGUCAUUUUGAUCCAUAACUAACUCUUUCUUCCCUUGAUUUCUAACAUCUUUAAACACGAUUCCCAGCAUGAAAUCAAGCAACAAAUCCAUAAGUUUUACCCUAGAAUAAUUUAUAGGGCUUAGGGUAUUUUCUUGGAGAAAUGAAGAAGAUGCAACCAUGGUUUCUUACCUCUUCAAGCUGUCCCCUCCCUAUUCUCCAACUCUCAAAGCCUUAGCUACCUUAAUUUCCAGAUUUUUGGGAUGUUGGAAGAUGGUGCUGGUGAUGGUUUGGAAGAGAAGGGAAGGAAAUGGAAGAUGAGAAAGAAGAGAGGGACAGAGCAUAUUUUGUCUCCUGCAAAGUCCCUAUAUAACACUCUUCUUCUUCAAUCCACAACCUCCACUUGGCACCCCUAUCAGCAUUCACUCCUCCAAUUUUAUUUUCUCUCCAAUUUAGUCCUUAAAAUUUGAUAAACCACCAAAAUAACUUACUAAUCUCUCCUAAAUCACCAUAAUCAUUCAAUUCCCGACGUAAGGGACAAUACAAUUAUUCGCGUCAUUAAUGACGUUAUUAUAAUAAAAUUAUGCUUAUGAGGGUAAUGAUGUUACACUAUAAGGUGUCUAGGUACUUUUGCACCCUUUGCCAUUUAAAUCGCCCAAGACCUGUUGCGUCUAAGUAAUCAAAGUGCCUAAGAAAGUAGCGCCCGAUAAUUAUUUUGUACUUUACUCGGUGUUGGAAAUGACAAGUUCGUGUGCGGUCACACUAAAAAUAGUAACAACAGCAAACUCAAAUGCAAUUGAAAUAACCAUAGUGAAAUAUGAAGCAUGAAUAUUAUAAGUAUGUCAAGUUGCCAAAAUGAUGUUUUGAAGGAAAAGUAAGAGUAAAAAGUAAACAAGUCUGGCAUUCACUAGCUUGUCUAACGCUCAUCCCUUCGCAUCAUUCACGUGUUGCACGUCCUCUUCUUUCGAGAUCUUGCAUCAUUCUACAAAGUUGACUUAUUCAUAGUUAAGUAUACAGCAUACUCAUUUCACACCUUCUUGUGUUCACCAUAAAGCGUCAUUUCAAGAAGAGAGGCAAAUUUGGCAUCUUCCAGUUGCGCUUUGUCGCACUGCCUGAUAAGUUCUUGGCACAUGUGUGCACUAUUGAGACUGUCAUUCAGUGUGCUUGUGGACUUAAAACACUCCAUAUUUUCUGCAAUUAAGUGCUCCUUCUCCUAGGUGGCAAUUUCUGCAAACAACAUCUUUAAAGAGUACAAAGUGUUAGUAAUUAUACAAGUACUUAAUCAAUGAGUAGACAACAUGGUUUAGCAGUUUACCUGUGCUCCCAUUCGAGCUACCUCCUUCCAUGGGUGAGACCCACCAAUCCUAUUAGAUAAUUAAUAGUAUUUUAAUAGGUUUGAAUAAUAUAAAAGAAUCUAAAAAAGGUUUGGAUAAAAAUAGGCAUUACCCUUGUGGGGGUAGGGCAUGGAAUGCUGCUCAGGCCAUUAGUCUCUGUGACUUUGUUCAUGAUUUGGUUCUCCAUGACCCUGGUUAUCAAGAGGAUCAAUUCACGUGGACGAAUAAGCGCAUGGGUGCGGCGUGCAUUCAGGAACGUCUGGAUAGGGCGCUUUGCUCCCAAUCCUGGAUUGAUACAUUUCCUGAGACUUUGGUCAAACAUUUUACGGACCAGGGAUCGGAUCAUCAUGCCCUUCUUCUCGCUGAUAAACCGUAUUGUCAGACUAGUCGUCCCCUAUUCCGGUUUGAUGCCCGCUGGGCGGAUAAUCCGCAGGUUAGGGCUAUGGUCCACUAUGUCUGGCAAGAGGAGAUCCAAGGUACCCUUAUGUUUCGACUUUGGGAGCGCCUGAAGAAUCUUCGCCAUCUAUUUUAAGAUUGGAGCAGGGCGGGCACUACGAAUUCCCUACACAAUAUCAGAAAUCUCCCGGCUGAGAUUGAUCGGAUAAAGUCGAUCCAUCCGGUGGACUGGGAUGAGAUCAAGUCCCUGGAAACGAAGCUAUCCCGUCAGUGGGAAGCGGAGGAGGUAUACUGGUAGCAAAAAUCCAGGGUACGAUGGUUAAAAAAAGGAGAUCAAAACUCUUCCUAUUUCCAUACGGUCACUCGGGCUCGGCGGAAAAGGAAUUUUGUUUCUGGGCUCCCAAAUGAUGAGGGUGACUGGGUCACUAAGUAAAAUGGGAAGGCUACUAUUGCGACCAACUUUUACCAUACUAUGUUUACCACGGAGACCCAGGUUCCUAAUAUGAUGGAUAGGGUGGCGAAUCUUCCGAUUGCCCAUAGUGAUACUCCGCAGAUGAAUGCGCAAUUUACAGCGGAGGUUCUGCCUAGUGAGGUUCGGAGAACGGUCUUUUCAGUGGGAUCGCAGCAACCAUCGGGAUCGGAUGGCUUCACAGGAAAGUUCUUCAUAAGCAUUCUGGGAUAUUGUGGGCACUUCGGUGAUUGAAGCAAUAGUUUCCUUCUUUACAACUAGUGGGAUGCUGCGGAGUUUUAAUCAUACCUAGCUCACUUUGAUUCCUAAAGUGGAUUGUGUGGAAACAAUCAGACAGUUGCGGCCGAUCAGCAUCUGUGAAUUUGUUUAUAAAGUGAUAACCAAAAUCAUGGUUGAACGGCUCGCUAGUCUGCUCCCUCAGAUUAUCAUGGAGGGUCAGAAUGCGUUUAUAAGAGACCGGCAGAUUAUUGAUAACAUCCUUAUAGGACAUGAGUUAUUGCAUUAUCUAAAAAUAAAGAAGGGGUACUUGGCUUUAAAGGUUGACAUCGAAAAAGCCUAUGAUAGAGUCGAAUGGCCCUUCUAGCGGUUUUGGACAAAAUGGAUUUUAACUCUGUCUGACAAGGAUGGAUACAUGAGUGUUUUCGUUCCUCCUCAUUCUCGGUUCUGAUGAAUGGUACACCCUCGGGUUAUUUCACUGCCUCUAGGGGGCUCCGCUAGGGGGAUCCGCUCUCUCCCCCUUGUUUGUGCUUUGCACGGAGGGGUUUGCGGCCCUCCUUCGGAAGGCGAUCUCAGAGAAGAAACUAGAAGGGGUGAAGGUGGCGCCUCGUGGUCCAAGAAUCUCUCAUUUGUUCUUCGCAGAUGAUUCUUAUUUAUUCCUGCGAGGAUCUCUUCAGGAGUGCGAGAAUUUAAUUGUGGUUCUGAAUGAAUAUGAGGAACUGAGUGGCCGACGGGUUAAUCUGGAGAAAUCUGCGGUGUGCUUUAGCAAAAAUAUUGCCCUGCCAGAUCAGGAUUUCUUGGCCAUGAUCUGGGUUGGUGCAGUGGGUGUCCAUGAUAAAUAUCUGGGGUUACCCACGCUGGUUGCCAGAUCAAAAAUGGCCACGUUCAUAUAUUUGGAAGAGAAACUAAUAAAGCGACUUCAAGGUUGGAAGCAAUAGUCGUUGUCCUGGGCGACUAAGGAAACAUUGAUUAAAUCCAUAGAGUUGGCCCUACCCUUGCACGUUAUGUCAUGUUUCCGGCUUCCCUCUCUCUUUGUCGACUACUUGAUAGACAUGUGGCCCGUUUCUGGUGGGGUGCUAAGGAGGACCAUCCUAAGGCUAGAUGGGUGUCCUGGAAUAAUAUGUGCAAGAGUAA
Linum trigynum is the source of this 3580-nucleotide messenger RNA. NCBI's taxonomy places the organism in Eukaryota, Viridiplantae, Streptophyta, Magnoliopsida, Malpighiales, Linaceae. The record is from the annotation of a GenBank genome assembly.